GAAAAGCGAAAAAACAACAUCCCUUGCGGUCGAAAAAGGUUUUUAUUGGCAUUUUCCGCAUCAAACUGGCUGAAAUUGCAGUUUUAUAAAGUGCGUGCAUUUUGGAGCCAUGGCAGACGAAGGGAACGAAGAUAGCUGGUUGUACGGCAAUACCAACACGGACGGGAAAGAAGGCGACGAUAAAGGUAACGAAGCCGCUGAUGACGAUGGAGGAAAAGAUGGAACCGCAGAUGAAGCUUCAGGUCAACCACAAUGGGAAGAAAAGAAUCGUGGUAGCAAACGUCCUCGGAGCAGUUUUUCCGAUGAUGAACAUCAUCAGCACGAUGAUAAUGCGAUGGAUUCUAGCGAUCUGGGACAGUCCCGAGGUGAUUCCACAAGAAGGGAGGAUGAUUUCCAAGGGGAGGAGGAUUCGCAUUUACAGGAAGAUGAAACCCAUGACCAUGAAGGCGGUAGAGAGAAACGCGAUAGAAGCGAUGGGGAAAUGGACACCGAUGAUAGCGAUGACGAUGACGAUAUUAAUGUAGUUAUUGGAGAUAUCAAAUCCGGUCCGAGCUAUAAUAUCGUAAAGCCAAGAGGACCUAUAGUUCCUCCACAGGUGGCACAGGCAGUCCCUGGACAGGAUAAAGCCAAGCAACCAGCUGGGAAAUUUAGUAUUGAAGAGUUUGAAAGUGUCGGUACCAUAAACGGUGUCCCAGCUCAUGAAUUCAGCAUCGAUUCUUUAGAGGAAAAGCCAUGGCGUAAACCUGGAGCGGAUAUUACGGACUACUUCAACUACGGAUUCAACGAGGAAACGUGGAGAGCAUACUGCGAGCGACAGAAACGCAUGCGUAUGCAUGAAAGCGGAGUUGGGUUGCAAGGAUUGACUAUCAACAAUCCACAGGCGGCUCAGACACAGAACAAUUGGAGAACUGGUCCUCCUCCGCCGAGGAAGAUGAACAACGGAAUAGACGUGAUUGGCGGAAUGAGUAUGCAUCCGAGACCCGAAGGAGACAUGAUGCCUCGUCAUCCGAAGGAGAACAUCAUCCAGGUCAUGACAGCCGAUCGUCGUGAGUACAGCCGAUCUGCUGCUAAAUUCGAUUCUCCCAUGGGUCCACCACCCUUCGGAGCUCCUCCAGAAUUCUACCACAGUGAACCGGACUACGGGGAUUAUGGAUACGAACCAACGCAAGAAUCGCAGUGGAACCAGGAAACCAAUUGGCAACCGCAUGGUAUUAAGACGCUUACUCCUGGUCCCCCACCGCAGAUGAUGCCACCGGGAAUGGGAAUGCCUCCUCCACAUAUGGAAAUGAUGCCGCCACCCAUGCAACCAUCAAUGAACAUGGGUCCUCCGGGGAUGGGGCCACCGGGCAUGCGUAGCCACGAUCGGGACCGCGAACGAGAGCGCAGCGAACGGGAACGAGAUCGUGAACGAGGUGCAAGACCGAGGGACCGCGAACGAGAACAACGAGAACAAAGAGAACAUCGUCGCGAUCGCGAAAGAGAGCGGGAAAGGGAACGGGAAACACCUGUCCCCAAGCCGGAGCCUGUUGAAAUAGAACGGUCCCGUAGUGAAAAACCGGAACGGGAUCGAGAAUCCGAGAAGGAGAAACGAUCGUCCAAGUCCGAUCGCCAUAAGGAUAGAUAUCGUGAACGGUCACGCAGCCGUGAAAAGUCUAAGGCUAGGAGACAUUCCCGUAGCCGCGAACGGGAUCGUGAGCGACACGGUAGUAGCCGGCCCGAGAAAAAGAAGUCUCACCGCAAGGACAAAGAGGAAAGCGAAUAGAACGGCGAAAAGUGAAAAUGCAUUCGUACCUAGCUACCGUGCUCUUGUGGAGCAAAACUUAUUGAACCCUUAUCAUUAUGAGAAAUGAGAAUAUUAAGAUAUAGCAUAAGAUACU
Messenger RNA from Ochlerotatus camptorhynchus, 1877 nucleotides. RefSeq names its product Factor interacting with poly(A) polymerase 1 (gene Fip1). Gene Ontology annotation, cellular component: mRNA cleavage and polyadenylation specificity factor complex. The coding region runs from base 110 to 1762 and encodes 550 amino acids. Lineage: Eukaryota; Metazoa; Arthropoda; Insecta; Diptera; Culicidae. The record is from RefSeq and is a predicted model, not a curated record. The transcript has 3 exons.